Parus major (Great Tit) is the source of this 2650-nucleotide messenger RNA. It is a transcript of the gene KLRG1, whose product is annotated as killer cell lectin like receptor G1. The transcript has 5 exons. The record is from RefSeq and is a predicted model, not a curated record. Bases 1500 to 2078 code for a protein of 192 amino acids. NCBI's taxonomy places the organism in Eukaryota, Metazoa, Chordata, Aves, Passeriformes, Paridae.
AAUGUAGAUUAAAACAAAAACCAGCCAACCAUGCAGCUAAGAGAUUUCCCAAGGUGCUGGAAGCAUCAGUACUCCUCACCAUAGAGUCACAGAAUUUUUUAGGUUGGAAAAGACCCUGAAGAUCAUUGAGUUAAACCAUUAACCUGACACUGGCAAGCCCAACACUAAACCAUGUCCCUAAGCUCCAUAUCUGCAUCUUUUUAAAAAACUUUCAGGGAUGGUGACUCAACCACUUCCCCGUGCAGCCUGUCCCAGUGCUUGAUAACCAUUUUGGUGUUGCCAAUAUCCAAUCUAAACCUCCCCUGCCACAACUUGAACUCUUCUCAUCAAUGUUCAAUACUUCAAAAGAAAAGUAGCCUUUCCUGUUGUUGCUGACCACAGAAUCACUAAAUGGUUGAGCUGGGAAGGAACCUUUCAAGGUCAUCUGGUCCAACCCCCUGCUUAAGCCAGGCCACCUACAACCUGGUCCACCUACACCUCAGGACUCUGUCCAGGCCACUCUCCACUGAGGGACACAUGACCUCUCUGGCCAACCUCUGUCGGUUUUCAGUCACCCUCACAGUAAAAAAGUGUUUCCUGAUGUUCAGAGGCAACAACUUCUGGCUUUCAGUUUGUACUCAUGGCCUCUUGUCCCAUCAGUGGGUACUACUGAAGAGUUUGACUCUUCUUGUACCCUCCCUUCAGGUAUUUAUAUACAUUAAUUGGAUUCUAACCAAGAAGUCUUUUUUCUCCAGGCCAAACAGUCCCAGACCUCUGAGUCUUUCCUCCCAGGACAGAAGGUCUGGUCCCCUUAUCCUCUUUGUGCCCCUUUGGUAGAUUCUCCCCAGUAUGCCCCUGUCUCCCUUGUACUGAUGCUGUUGAGAUGUUGACUUGGAGAGACUUGAGGAAUGCCAGCUUCCAGUGCCUGCCUUGUGUCUCAACACAGUCACACUGGUAUUGGGUGUAGACAGAGUUCUCAGUUCAAAGUGGAAUUUUCCAAAGCUCACAAGGCUUGCUUUUUGAACCUGUGCUGUCCACCUCUACUUCCUGUUUGACAGCAGUUGGGCUGCCAGUUUGCCAUAGCCAUUGCUUAUCCAUUUUUCACCUUGUAAUCUCACUAUUCUUUUUUAUACCUUGUGCUGUCACUAUCCUGCUGCUUCUGCCCUGAAGGGAGCUCCUCAGAGCAGCAUGAAUCCUCCCAGUUGCUGCAUCGGUGUAACCAUACUCUCUUGCAUUGGCAACAAUUAAAAUACCCCAAACUUUGUGGUUAAUUGCCUUCUCCAUUAGAAGCUGUUCCUGAGACAUCCUCUAUCAGGUUCGAAAAUGAAAGCUGCUGCAGUUCCACUACUCUCCAUUCCACUUUAAUUUUGGUUAUCUUUAGCAGCUGGAGAUAGAGGUAGCAGCUUCAUGUUUCUUGUCUUCUGAAUAUAACCUCGGGUUUCCUGUUUCAUAGGCGUUGAGCCCUGUUGUUCAACAGCCUGAUCGAAACAUCCUUUUGUGCAGACUUCUUUUGCUUUGGCAUGGAGGCAAGCAGAUCAGAAAUUUCUGCAGCUGAUGAAAGCGAGGAAGUAAUGUAUACUUCUGUCAAAUUCUCUCAGACUCCUCCGCCGAGGGCCAAAGCUUCACAGGAAAAAAGAGCUCCCUGUCUGUGGUCAGCAGUUCUGAAGGGCUUGGCCAUAGGCUUCGGCACACUGAGCAUCUUCCUAGCAAUUGCUUUGAUUUGGAAGAUGAGUGACUGCCACCCACAGUGCCCUCAACAGUGGAUGGCCUACAGAGGGAGCUGCUACUCCUUCUCCACAGAGAAGAAGGACUGGAAUUCCAGCCAGGAAUCCUGCAGGGCACAGGGAGCUCACCUCUUGGUGAUCAGUAAUACCUGGGAGAUGGAUUUGUUCAAGCGUAUUCAAGCAGAAUGUUUUUGGAUUGGACUGAGGAACAGUACAAGCUCUGGAUGGAUUUGGGAGGAUGGAUCUGUAUUAAGUGAUGCCAAGGUCCGCUCUAACAGCCCUGUGCAAAAUUGUGCUGUCCUGAUGAAAGAUCAGUUUCAUGCCUCCAGCUGUGAAGUUUGGGCUCCAUGGAUCUGUGAAAAAACGCUUAGAUAAAUCCCAUGUGCUUUUUCAUGUCACAGCAACCUCAUCAGUGGUAUGAGUUGAUUGUUGUCCUGCAAAUUGAAGCUUCACACAAGAGCAAGGACUUGUCUUUUCCAUACCUUCACUAAAGUGUUUUACAAGGGCAGGCUUGUUGUCCAUAAGGGUGAAUUACUCUCAGCAACAGAAAAUCUAUUCUCUGACCACAAGUGCUGGAUUACUGCUGUUUGUGACCAGAUGAGACCUGGGACAUAUUCACUGGCCUACUCUUUCCCUUAUUUAUUCUAUAAGGGCAAAUAAAAGCUUUGUCACAACAGGUGUCUUCAGACCUCUGAGGCAGACAUAGUUAUUUUCCCUCACUUUUAAGUAUCAGAUUUCAUUUCCAUUCCCUGCAUCUCCAUUGUCUAAUAUCAGAAGGACCAGGAAAAUGAGGCCUUCUGUUAUAUAUUGACAGAAAUAUAUAAACAUAUUUCUCCCAGUGGCAGCUUCUCUUUCUCCCAGUGGUAUGAGUGGGAGACGGUGAAAAGAAAUUGCAGCUUCUGUAAAUCCAGCAGUGAAAAUAAAUCUCCAGGACUGACUGCACUGGA